Messenger RNA from Saccostrea echinata, 923 nucleotides. RefSeq lists its product as uncharacterized. The record is from RefSeq and is a predicted model, not a curated record. Lineage: Eukaryota; Metazoa; Mollusca; Bivalvia; Ostreida; Ostreidae. Bases 26 to 745 code for a protein of 239 amino acids. The transcript is spliced from 3 exons.
AGAUAGUUUUAGGAUAUCUUUGUUUAUGAUGGAGAAAAUUCGCGACAAAGGAGGGCGAUUUAUCUCCAAAGGAAAACAAAGUAAAAUAACAUCGAUUAAAUGUAAUAGGCAGAAGAAUGUGGCAGUUGAGGUCCCUUCUACAAAUUCUCAAGCUGAUCCUGACGAUCCACUGCCUAUUCCAAAUGAUGAUUUCCCAAAUCCAAUCCACAUUUUGGAGCAUAACUAUGCCUACGAUCUAUCAAUACACGGAGACUGUGAAGAGGAAGUAGUUCCAGUGCUUAUUGAUGACGAAGAUACAUCACAUGUCAUACAGUGGAACACAGGAAGAAGAAUUGUUGAAUUGGAAUUUAUUGUGAAUAAACUUAUAGAGGGUUGUUGUAAAUGUAAACAAUCUUUGAAUUUGAGAGACAUUUGUGGUGAACAGAGAUAUGGACUAGGUUCCUUAUUACAUAUCAAGUGUAAUUUCUGUACCACAGUAAACUAUGUUCCCACAGGAAAACGCCAUUCUCGCUCGGACAAUAAUGGGAUACGAGCAUUUGAUGUGAACACAAAAGUUGCACUAGGGAUGCUCCAUGCAGGCAUUGGCGAGAAAAAAUUAUCUAUGCUCCUAAGUGUACUGAACAUCCCACCACUAUCAAAGACCUCUUUGAAAACCUCUGAAAGACAAGUUGGUCGAGCAGUUGAAGAUGUUGCCAAAAAAAGUUGUAAAGAGUUUGCUAAUGCAGAGCAGGAAUCAUUUGGGUAAUACUAAUAAAUCUUUGUACAGGACCAGUGUUUGAUAGAUUCUGUCCUCAUAUUUCUUUGUUAUGACCCACACAUUUGAAAGGAAAUGGUGUAUAUAAUUUUGUUAAUAAACUAUUGCUAGGCAAAUAAUAAAAUAUCUCUGGCUAUAUAAAUAUGAGAACUGUAAUUAUCAGUAAUGC